Molecule: messenger RNA, 543 nt
Organism: Bombina bombina (fire-bellied toad)
Lineage: Eukaryota; Metazoa; Chordata; Amphibia; Anura; Bombinatoridae
Product: F-BAR domain only protein 1-like
Exons: 5
Biological process (GO): clathrin-dependent endocytosis; clathrin coat assembly
Cellular component (GO): clathrin-coated vesicle; clathrin-coated pit; cytoplasm
Source: RefSeq, a predicted model, not a curated record
AUGGCAGUGGCAAGUGCUGCUGUUCGCAGACUUGAGUCAAGAUUGCCUCCUCCAACAAAAGGAAGUUGGGCUGCUGUGGAGGAAGCAUAUGCGAAGUCCAUGCAGAAACUCUCCAAGAUGGUCAGCAGUGGAAGCCACUUAGGGACAUUUGCUCCAAUGUUGGAGAUGUUCAGGGUUUCCUCAGACAAGUUAGCACUAUGUCACCUAGAACUGAGUAAAAAGCUUCAUGAUUUGAUCAAGGAAAUCAAUCGGUAUGGCGACGAGCAGAUCAAAGUGCACAAAAAGUCCAAAGAAGAGAUGUCUGGAACUUUGGAGGCCAUACAGCUGCUACAAUGCAGUUCCCAGCUGCUACAGAAAUCCAGGGAUAGUUACUGCAGCAGAUUUUCUGAGCAAGAACGACUUAGAAGAGAGGGCUGCCCACAGAAAGAGUUGGACAAGGCAGAACUCAAGACCAAGAAAGCUGCAGAGAAUCUGCGCUGCUCUGUGGAGAAGUACAACUCUGUGCGCAAGGAGUUUGAGGAAAAGAUGCUUCAGUCAGCACAG